Molecule: messenger RNA, 2828 nt
Organism: Xyrichtys novacula (pearly razorfish)
Lineage: Eukaryota; Metazoa; Chordata; Actinopteri; Labriformes; Labridae
Source: the annotation of a GenBank genome assembly
AUGGAACUGAGGGUGUGGGUGGAGGGAGUUGUCCGGGUGGUGUGUGGUCUGUCAGUGAACACCUCCUGUCAGGAUGUGGUCAUAGCUCUUGCACAAUCAAUAGGUAAGUGACUGUUUUUUUACUCCAAACAGGCUUGUUCAUAUAUCCCCGAUCAACUUUUACAGCGGGGUGUAUAAUAUGCAAGUUUAGAAGGUAAACUGGGUUUUUUUUAAGCAAAGAGUCAAAGUUUUCAGUGUCGCAAAGCUGGUGUUCCUGUUCAACAAGGUAUGACACGAUGCACCCAGCUGUCCCCUCAGUAAAAAUUUAUCUUGGGCUGAAGUGUUGCACAUACUUUACUGCCUCUACAGUACCAAUAAAUAAAACAAUUAAAUAUAUAAUAAAAUCCAACAAUCAAUCCAAAUUUUUGUCCUUAUGCCCGAUGUGUUUUCUGCAGGUCAAACAGGUCGAUACAUCCUCAUCCUGAAAUUACAAGGCACUGAGAGACAGCUGGUGGCGAACGACUGUCCUCUCCAGCUUUUGUCUCAGCUGGGUCAGCAGGCUGCAGAGGUCCAGUUCGUCCUGCGGAGGACCGGUCCCAGCCUCAGUGAUGGUCAAAACACACCUAACAAAGAGAAAGGCGUCCCCCUGCACAGACCAGCAGAACCAGCUCAUUCCAGGAGCUUAGCACCACACAAGGCUCUCACCUCCAAUCUGGGUCCUUCCACAAACCACAGGAAGACCAAACCAAACAAGGCCUGGUCCACAUCCCCCCGAGCCUCCCCAGAGCCGAGAGCUUCCCCGGUCUCUUUCCUAGAUCCAGUGUCCUCCUCCUUCUCCAAAGAGGAGGUUUUCAGGCAGAUUUUGCAGCAACAGAGGAAACUAGAAGACCUGAAGAUUCAGCUUCAGGAUCUAGAGAAGGAGACGGAGGUGAUGGAGCGACAGACAACAUGUGCUUCAGUUUCAAGUUUGGAUCCGGUCUCUGAAAAGGAGCUGGAGGAGCUGGAGCAGAGGCUGAGUCUGAACCAGGCAGAGCUGAUGCACAGCGAGGACUGGGAGAGACAGCUACAGGAGGAGAUAGACAAAGAGCGAGGUUUGUCUUUAGUUCUGUUUACUACGGUGGCUCUUAAGGUACAGAAAUAUUGUGAAUAUGAAGGCUCCUCUGAACUGGACAGGGAAGACCUUCACAUUUCAGUCAGUUUAAUGUCAUGCCACACUUUGCACAACAGCAUGGGUCUGUAGUAAAGCCCCGGUGCUGAACCGGCCUGCCUGCAGUCCUGACAUGACAACCACUGAAAAACAUGUGUUACAUGAUAUGAAGCUGAAAUCCUAUAUCAGAGAAGAAUGGGACAACAUGUCCUUUUUGUAACUCCAGAAACUGUCUUUGUAGUUACCUAACAUUUACAGAGUGUUGUGCAACAGAGGUGAAGUAACAAAAUAGGGUAAUUCUCCUGUCCUGACUUUUUCAAACAUGUUGUCAAAUUUAAAACGAGCACAUAUUUUUCACGAAACUGUAAAUAUUUAUAGUUUGUAGUUACAGUACUAUUUUUUACAACAGUGCCACCCAGUGGUUGAACUGUGCUAAAUGAGGCCCAAUUCCACCCACUACCCUCUGUUCAACUAAAUGUACUCAUAAGAUAAUUAAAUGAUUAAAUAUAGUGUAAAGCAGGGUUGUUGUUUUUUUUUUUUUUUUUUGUACUUUCUGGGCCACCAUACUUUAUAUUUUCCACAUCUUUUUAAACGAGCAGUCCCUCUGUCCAACAUCUCUCAGGAGUGUAAAAACUUUUGUCCUCAGAUAUGCACAGACGUCUUCAUGAGAUACAGCUGUCCAUGGAUGAUCACAGCUUUCAGAUCAGUGAGCUUCACGCUCACUCUACGAGUCUGGAGCAAGACCUAAAACUCACAGCCCACAGACAGAGCUCUCAGACGGGCCCCCAGCAGCUGGAUGAGGCCCUGAGGCCCCUGAAGCAGGAGCUCCAUCACCGGCUGCAGCAGGAAAAGGAAAUGGAUGCGAGGUUGUCGGAGACACAGAGGGAGCUACAAGCCACAGAUGAACAGCUGCAGGUAGAGCUCUGUAAGCAGCUGUUAUAUAACAGUAUGUCUAAAACACUAAUGUCUCUGCCACUCUGGUUGAUGCCUUUGUGUUGAGUCUGCACACCUAACUUUAUGAAGAUCACAGACAGUGCUCUACUGACAACAGCUUAGGUGGAGUAUUGCAGAAAGAUUCUUGAGGUUCUUGAUACUUUUAACAUAAAUCAAGGACAAGAGGACUGACGUAUUUGAGUCACACCAAAUGCAUCUAACUCUGCACUGUCCCUCGUGGUAAAAUAAUAUUCCCUGUCUCCUUUAGGACAAGCAGGAGCUGAUUGAGGAGCUGAACAAGGAGCUGAGACAGUGUAAACUGCAGCAGUUUAUCCAGCAGACAGGUGGUCCACAUGCAGACCAGACGAACUCUCUUCAGACCUCAGAGGUUUACCUCAGGAACGCUGGGAUCAUGGAGUAACUGAGGCCAAGUCUCUGUACAUCACCGGAGUGUUAAACAUGAUGGUAAACAGCCGUAGAGGAAGGUUAUUUCUGUUUCUUUAUAUUUCUGAUUUAUGGAUGUUUGGUCGUCCUAUCUGAAGAGGCCUAACUGUCGAGGAAGUUAACAGGCCAUUUACUGUAAUUUAAAUGAAGUAAGAGUCGCAAAAGUGUUCAAAGAAGUUUUAUUUUCUCAUGCUAAGAAAACAGAAACAGUCAAAUUUAUGUUUAGAAAAACUCCAAUAAAGACCUCCUGAGCAGAGAAAGAAAACUAGACAGACAAGAAGAAUUUAUGGAUAUUAAGUUUUUUAAAAAUCCAGAUUUCAGCAGA